Molecule: messenger RNA, 815 nt
Organism: Cucumis sativus (cucumber)
Lineage: Eukaryota; Viridiplantae; Streptophyta; Magnoliopsida; Cucurbitales; Cucurbitaceae
Product: 22.0 kDa heat shock protein
Exons: 2
Coding region: 54-647 (197 amino acids)
Biological process (GO): response to salt stress; response to heat; response to hydrogen peroxide
Source: RefSeq, a predicted model, not a curated record
UUCUUGUUGUAGUGUUGCGUUGUGUUGUGUGUUUGAAAUUUUAAUUAAGAACUAUGGCGAUGAUGGGGUUACCCAGAAAUUCCUUGUUCCUAAUUCUUGGACUUGCAUUCUACUUUUUCGCAACUCAGCAAGCUAAUGCUUUGAUGCCUUAUCGCUCCAUAUGGGAUAUCAUGCAGCCGGGUGGCUACUCGGAGGACCCGUUUAGGAUCCUGGAACAGAGUCCACUAAGCGUACCGAAGUCGGCGGUGGACACGCUAGCAGUGGCACGAGCAGACUGGAAAGAAACGGAGACGGAGCACGUGAUAUGGAUGGACAUUCCGGGAAUAAAGAGGGAGGACUUAAAGAUCGAAGUAGAGGAGAAUCGAGUGUUGAGGAUAAGUGGAGAGAUGAAGGGGGAAGCUGAGGUGGCAGGGGAGAGAUGGCACCGGGCAGAGAGGAUGAGUUCAUCGGGCAAGUUUUGGAGGCAAUUCAGGCUUCCAGGAAAUGCUGACAUGGAAGGGAUAAAGGCACACUUGGAGAAUGGAGUGUUGAAAGUAAUCGUGCCAAAGUUGCCUCAAGAGAAGAAGAAAGAAGCUAAGGUUGUGAAGAUUGAGGAAGGAGCGAAAUCUGGUGGAGAGGAUCUUAAGGCUACUAAGGCUGCAAUGUAGAAAUGUUAAUGGGUUUUGCAAUAAAAGUGUUCUCUUUUUUUUGUUUUGGUAAUUACCUAUUAAUGUAGAGAAGUUGAAGAAGGAUGUUAACUAGUGGGGUUUUGUCUUCUGUUUGAUAUAUAAUAACGUAAGCUUUGCAUAUAAUUCAAUGGAUAUCUUUUUCUGUUU